Molecule: messenger RNA, 2339 nt
Organism: Gadus chalcogrammus (walleye pollock)
Lineage: Eukaryota; Metazoa; Chordata; Actinopteri; Gadiformes; Gadidae
Gene: mmadhcb
Product: metabolism of cobalamin associated Db
Exons: 8
Coding region: 222-1121 (299 amino acids)
Biological process (GO): cobalamin metabolic process
Cellular component (GO): mitochondrion
Source: RefSeq, a predicted model, not a curated record
AUGGUUUGUCCUUUCAGGGCACCCUUCAAAAAUGGCGCAUAUGUAGAACACUACAAGGUGAAUGCACUGUUGUUAGCCACCUGAUUGCGAUCUAGUUCAAUCUAUGCUGUGAAACUAUCAAUCUAUGAUAUUCCGUUCAAUAUUUUCCUUCAAUAACCUAUUUUCGGAUCGGUUAGCAGAUCAAAACACCAGUGGAUAACCGGUGGGACAACCCCGCCAGAAUGGCCACUGUGCUCCGCAACAGAGCCAGGCUGGUGAGCUACCUUCCAGGGCUUCAUGUUCUGGUGGGGCGUGUGCGCGUCGCGGGGUCCCGGGCCUUCUCUGCUGCUGGUUCCUCUGGCUCCGAUGAGCCAAACGUAGCGGUCGUCCCUCCUGAUAUGGGCCCCAGGACGGUUUGGCCGGAUGAGUCCAUGGGUCCCUUCGCUCCUCAGGACCAGCGCUUCCAGCUGCCUGGUAACGCAGGGUUCGACUGCCACAUGGAGUGGACGGCGGGCCAGAAGAAGACCCCAGUCCACAGCACCGUCCCCGACCUCCUGUCGGCGCCGUCCAACAGUGAGCGGCACGAGUUCAUACUGGCCCAGUUUGUCGGAGAGUUCUGCGGGAGUGACAGCCCCGUUUCACCACAGCUGGUAAACAGAGCAGAGCAGUACUUUGCUACCUCCAACGUAGAGUGUGCCAUUCAGUCCUGCCCCGACCUGCUCAAGAAAGAUUUCCGUUCCAUGUUCCCUGAUGCACCAACCGUCGGCAUGAUGGUCGUCACGGUUACCCAGAAGACCAAGAAUGACAUGACUUCCUGGAGUGAGAAGGUAGACGAGGAGAGAGAACAGAUGCUUGAGAAGUUCAUUGCUGGAGCAAAAGAGAUCUGCUAUGCCCUGCAGACGGCAGGCUACUGGGCUGACUUCAUCGACCCCUGCUCCGGCCUGGCGUUCUUCGGCUCGUACACCAACAACACACUCUUUGAGACGGACGAGCGCUACCGCCACCUGGGCUUCCAGAUCGAGGACCUGGGUUGCUGCAAGGUGAUCCGACACACGCUGUGGGGCACGCACGUGUUCGUGGGGACCAUGUUCACAGACGCACCGGCCGACAGCCCAGUCAUGAAGAUGCUACAGGGGAACUGAAUGCUUUUCCUGAGAGGGGAGAUUACAUAAAUAAAAAGACUCUUGUCUGAGGAUAAAGUUCAUUUGUGGACGAUGAUGCCUCUUUUUUUUUUUCUUUUUCGUAGAGAGCUUCUGAUUUUUUUUGGUGGGAUUUUUCAUCAAGAGAUUGAUUGAGUUACCACCCCCUAUAUAUUUAGGCCCCAUGAUAGAUAUAGAUAAUGAAAACAAUUAUGAACUAAAAUUGAAGUCGCCCGGAUGUCAACAUUUUGUUAAUAAGCUAAGCAAUACAGUUCCCCGGACAUCCCAACUUGCCAUACACGCCACAACUCUCAUAUUUAAUUAUAAUUAUUAAGACUGUGACUGACUCUGCCCACGUGCACACUCUUUAUUUUGAUAAUAAUCAUUUGAAGUUUGAACAUCCGUUGAUAUUUAUUUACCAAACUGAAGUGCCGUCUACCUCCGGACUGUUGGUCGUUGAGCUGCUUCUUCCCCUCCCAACAGGUUGAGUGACUUGAAUUGAAAAGGGAGCUGGUUUUCUUGAAAUUACCUCGUCAUUGUUUGCUUCACAUGUGGAUUCGCUUUCGAAGCAACCUUCCACAAGCGCCAUCUAUUCUUGUUGCCUUCUCAUACCGAGACUGAAGUAGAGUCUAGUCUAGUCUAUUUGUUGGAUGGUGAAAGCAGUGCUGGUGUAAAACAAAAGGGUGUAGAUUAAGUUUAUUUUUAAAUAAGAGUAUUCUUAUAGCCCUUUGUUCCCACAUGAAAUGCAAUAAAAUAUUGUAUUACCUUGUGGCUGGUAUUGUUUAUUUUAAAAUUGAAGGAAUUUGGAUAUUAUAAGUCCUGUGGUUUUAAUAUUGGAAUAUAACAUUUGCUAUCCAUUCUUGUCAUUAACUAUCAAGUCGCUGUGUUGACACAACUGAUGAAUUAAUUUGACUGGCUGCCAUAGAAAUCUAUAAUCAUUAAACAUCAAAUCAAAGUGGCAGUUUUGAUAGUCUUGUGAAAUAGCUUUGAUGCAAUGCUUGUGACAUAGAAAAUAUGGACCGUUUUUUCAUCUAAUCAAUACGAGUAAAAAUAUAAAUGCGUUCAGGUGUAUUUUGUUAACAUUAGAAUAAAAGUACUCAUUCAACUCUUCACCAUGUCCCUGUAUUGUAAAGGUGAUUUUGAUCCAACACCUGUCGGCGCAUAACAAAUGGGAUGAUGUCAUAAUUUUCUUUCUCUUAACCGUUAAAGGGCAAUUCCGGU